Messenger RNA from Anthonomus grandis grandis, 1249 nucleotides. Its product is annotated as reticulon-4-interacting protein 1 homolog, mitochondrial. Bases 99 to 1205 code for a protein of 368 amino acids. The record is from RefSeq and is a predicted model, not a curated record. Lineage: Eukaryota; Metazoa; Arthropoda; Insecta; Coleoptera; Curculionidae. The transcript is spliced from 6 exons. Gene Ontology annotation, molecular function: oxidoreductase activity. Gene Ontology annotation, cellular component: mitochondrion.
CUGUCCGUUUUACCAUUAACAAAUCAGCUGUUUGUGCCACUCCCAUUUUAAAAAAAACCAAAACAUUCAAAGUCAAUGGUUAUCCUAAAUACACAAAAAUGAUCAUCCGGAAUUCGUUAAAUCAAAUUAGGCAUUUUUCACAGCCCGCCCGUAAGCUAAAAACGGCCCAAAAAAUGUCGGCAUGGUCCAUACAUUCUUACGGGGACAUUGAAGAGCUCCAGUUGGGAGAAAACAGAAUCCCUGUUAUAUCUGAUCCGGAAGAGAUUCUGGUGGAAGUUAAGGCUGCCUCUGUGAACCCCAUAGAUUCAUUUAUGCUAGGAGGAUAUGGUAAAACAUCCUUUCAGGUUCUCAGAAAUUUCCAGCUAGAAUUUCCCCUGAUCCUUGGCAGGGAUUUCUCUGGUACAAUUAUAAAUAAAGGCCAUGGAGUCAACCAGUUUAAUAUCGGAGAUGAGGUUUAUGGCUUUGUUCCCAUACACAAACAGGGCUCAUUUGCGGAGGCAGUUCUUGCUUCUCAAUGCCAUAUACUACCCAAGCCCACCCAGUUAACACAUGAACAAAGUGCUGCACUAGUAUAUGCUACAAUGACUGCUUGGAGCGGCUUAUUUUUGGCCGGCAAUUUAUUAUUGAAACAGAAAAAAGGAUUGAGAGUUCUUGUACUCGGUGGAUCAGGAGGAGUUGGUACUGCAGCCAUACAACUACUUAAAUCCCAAGGGUGUUUUGUGUUUGCGACUUGUUCCAAAGACGCGGUCGCUCUGGUUACCUCCUUAGGCCCCGACAUGGUUUUCGAUAGAAAUGAUCCAGAUUUCAUCAAAAAUGUUCAGAACGAGAGCAAGUAUCACAUAAUCUUCGAUGCAGCCAACAUGGGCAUUCAAAACAUACCUAACAGUUGGCAAUAUGAGUCGUACAUAACCUUAAAUUCCCCGUUAUUAGUGAACAAUGACAAGUACGGUUUGUUGGGAGGACUGAUUACCAGUGCAGGCAACUUAAUAGAAUCUAACAUCACCAGGAUGUGUUCAGGGAAAAGUGUUCGGUGGGGCUAUUUUGUGCCUUCUAACAGUGGUUUUCGAUUUAUUCACGAACUGAUCUGCCGGGGGAAAAUUCGACCUGUUAUUCAGGAACAAUUUAAGUUUAAAGAUUUGCCUCGUGCCAUUGAAACCUUGAGGAAAGGACAUUCGAGGGGUAAAAUUGUUGUUACGCACGAUUAAGUUUGUUUUUUUUUGUGUCGUUAAUAUAUUAAUUAUUGGUCGUU